UCUGAAGGAAAGGAAAGCAUACUUACCUGGCGUCGAGGAUACCGUGAUCAUGAAGGCGGUUCCUCCAGGGUGAGGCUCUUCCAUUGCACUUCGGUAGAGCUGACCCCUGUGAAUAUCCCUAAUGUGGAUAUCUCGGACGUAUUAUUUUUGUUAGUCGGGACUGCGUUCGCGCUAUCCCGGAUAAAUUAUUUCAAACAUAAAUUCUUCAUUUCUAAUAUUUACAUACUCUAAGUCGAGAUGGUUUCUAUGACUUCCAAAGCUAGAGUGACCAAUAAUUGAUCAUAAGUACCCAGCGACUGCUCAUUUUGGACUUAACUGACUGAGUGUAACUCGUCAGGAGGAAUUUUUUUCAACUCUAUUUAGAGUUUUGGCUCAAUAUGAAAUUAAAUCUGCUUCACAAGUAGAUAUACAGUUUUUAAUACAUCUCAACUAGUGUAAAAAAAACUUUGAGAUCACUUAUAAAAAAACAAGGAAAAUUGAUAUGUCAGAUUCGUGCGAAUCAAAUUUUAAUUGGUUAGGAAAAUUUUGCUAUUUCCUCGCAGCAUUCGUACAGAAAAUUAUUAUUAAGUAAAAAAAAUUGUACUUCAAUAUUUCUUUUAAUAAAAUAUUUCUCCCUACCAUAGCGUUCACAUAUAGAACGAUAAAGAUAAAAUUUGUCUUUUUAGUCACUUUUACAUGAGUUACAAAUUUGUUUAUGACGCGAAAAUUUUUGUAAGUCGGAUAUUAACAAUUUGAAUUCGCCAGUAUGAUAUUGUUAUUUAUGAUUAUUCAUCUGAUAUUAUUUUAUUUAUUAAUAGAAAAUAAAUAUGAUUCGAUAUAAUUAUAAAAAUAAACAAAAGAUUCUCGAGUUAAAUUAGAGUAUACUUACUAAUAGAUAAUAUUUAUAUAAAAAUAAUAAUAAUUGAAAAUGAGGUUUGAAGUAUAAAUAAAUAAAAAAAAACAUAAAAACAUUAGCGGCUAAAUUCAGAGGCAUAGCUGUCGCAAUGUCACAAACUCAGUUACUCGUUAACUAAAAAUUUUAGUUAUUUAAUACUAACGGCACAAACAGAAUUUAACGAGAUCAUAAAUAAUAUUGAAGAUAUUUUAUAGUCAUUUAUAAACGCUAAUGGAUUGUCGAGUUCAUCAUGUACUCGCAAAGGCAAUAUUAUUUUUCUCGGUUUGCCAGGUCACAUCCAAUACUGAAAUUCAUUAAUGUUUAUGAUCGUCAGUCAUUUAUACGUGAAUAUAUUUUGGAUAAUAUUUUUAUUUGCAUUUUUGCAUAUAUAUUUUUUUAUAUUACUCUUUGGUACGCGAAUCGGGUUAUAAAGAGGAUUGAAAAAUCGAACCAAGAAAUGCUAAUUACUGUUGCAGAUAAUAGAAGUAAAUUAUCAGAUGUAAUUGCGUUAAAAAAUAAACGUCAAGAAUAUGAAGAAGUUGUAAUGAAAGCUAAAGGAGCACAGAGAAUAACAACGAGGCAUUUAGAAAAUGAAAUAAAAAAAAUAAACUAUGAAUUGAUGAUAACGACUGAUAAAUUAGAGGCAUUGGAAAAAAUGCUACUAAAAAUGAAUUUCAGCGGACGGCAGUUGAAAACGCGCGCAAUAAAGUCUUUGAGUUUACACAGCAGGAAGGUGAAUGCACGGAAAAUACGAACUUUGUCACAGACUCGAUUGAAAAUGUCAAGAUUAUGGAACCGUCGUUCCCGCCAACAACUCCGCCGCCACGUAAAUACGGUAUCUUUGUCCCUCGACCGGCUAAGGGACGAAGUUCGCCACCUCGAAUCGGAUUCAAGUAAUGUUGCAUCGGCUGAAAUUUCCUCUGACGCGUCAUCGUACGGAAAUCCACGUGGUAAAGUGAGGAUAUCAAAAAUACUAUGCAAAAAAAAAAUUCCACUGGACUUAACUUCGCCAGUUGCUAAAUCACUAUUGACACCGAUAUUUCAAGGAACAAGAGCUAUUAAAUCUUUAUUUUAACUCAUAUAUAUAUUUGAAUAAAUUA
Molecule: messenger RNA, 1974 nt
Organism: Microplitis mediator
Lineage: Eukaryota; Metazoa; Arthropoda; Insecta; Hymenoptera; Braconidae
Exons: 9
Coding region: 1125-1949 (274 amino acids)
Source: RefSeq, a predicted model, not a curated record